Molecule: messenger RNA, 661 nt
Organism: Paramecium tetraurelia
Lineage: Eukaryota; Ciliophora; Oligohymenophorea; Peniculida; Parameciidae
Exons: 4
Biological process (GO): maturation of LSU-rRNA from tricistronic rRNA transcript (SSU-rRNA, 5.8S rRNA, LSU-rRNA)
Cellular component (GO): nucleolus
Molecular function (GO): RNA binding
Source: RefSeq, a predicted model, not a curated record
AUGAGCACAAAAAAGACCUAGAAGGUUAUUGGCAAAACAUAAAAGAUUGUUGAGAAAUAAAGUCAAGAAUCCUCAAAUAAAGAAUAAAAAAUAAAAAGCAAAGUCAACAGAUUAGAGUAAUAACCACAAGAAAGACAACAUGGAAUUAUUUAUGUUGGACAUUUACCUUAUGGUUUUGUCGAAGAGGGAUUGAAGGAAUACUUUACCUAAUUUGGAGACGUGCUCGGAGUCAAAUUAUUUAGAAGCAAAAAAACCAAUAGAGUCUAAGGAUACGGAUUUGUUAAAUUUGCCGACAAAGAAGUAGCACCCAUCGCAGCACAGGCCAUGAACGGUUAUCUAAUGAACGGAAAGAAGUUAGUUGUCAAUGUCUUAAGCGACUAACAUCCAGACCCUUUCAAAUACAAACACGGAAACUAAAAACUGUUCUUUAUCAAUUGGUCAGAAAAGGCUGUGGAAGAAUCAAAUAAAGAAAAAUCAAAUGAAUAAAUUGUCAAAGAAGUCUAGAAGUUGUUGGCUAAUGAAGAGGAGAAGAGACUAAAACUUAAAGAAUUAGGAAUCAAUUACACCUUCCCAGGAUUUAAAGAAUAACUCAAAGCUUGAAUUGAUUAAUGACAAUGUAUAAUAAUUAUUCUAACAAUUUAAUAUUAAAAAUUAUAUCAAA